AUGGCUUUGUUCAGAGGUCUCUUGGGUGCAAAGAAGAUUAUCAGCCUUUCCGUAGCGGCUACAAGCAAAAGGACAGUUUCACCACCAAAGGGGUUUCUUGCAGUGUACGUUGGCGAAGACCAGGUCCAGAAGAAGAGAUAUUUGGUGCCAAUCUCAUACUUAAGCCAGCCUUCUUUUCAAGCUCUUCUCAGCAAAUCCGAGGAAGAAUUCGGGUUUGAUCAUCCGAUGGGUGGAUUAACCAUUCCUUGUCCUGAAGAUACCUUCAUCAAUGUGACUUCCCGGCUUCAAUGA
Microthlaspi erraticum is the source of this 291-nucleotide messenger RNA. Lineage: Eukaryota; Viridiplantae; Streptophyta; Magnoliopsida; Brassicales; Brassicaceae. The record is from the annotation of a GenBank genome assembly.